AAUUUUUCAUUAUCGACCCAGAGCAAUGUCAACUCGGCCGAUUAAAGCGUUGGUAAGUCGACGAUCACGAAGGCAAUACCGAAUUAGCUCAUCAGAUGCAAUAUAUGCAAGCGGAUUAUAAAUUGGAUGUGAAUUGAUACGUGGAAAAAAGAAUAGGUUCGUUAAUCGAAUGGCGACCGAUGAGCAUAAACGCUUAGCUGACAUCGUGAAGGGAACUCACGCUCUAUUGCGCACCGAAUGUCACCAAUAUGGCGCCGAGACUGCGUGGGAGCGCCAUUUGGCGCGAAAAAACGUUCUGCAGGAAUAUGCAGCAUCUAUGCAAAAAUUGGCUGGCAAAUACUGGAUGGAUAACAAUUCGAGUUUAAAGAAUGGAACAUACUGUAGAUUGGAAUGGAUAAAAACUCAGUGCAAGGAAUACUUUCUUAACGGCGGUAGAGAGAAAUAUGAUAAGAGAGAACAAGAUAUAAACGCUAAAAUAACUCUCUCUUCGGUGAAGCCAACCGAUGAAAAACAAACGUGCGAAAGCAAUCAGAGCUGUGUGGAAAACGAGUUACAAAAUUUUCACGAACAAAGAAUACCCGUACUGGAUGUAGGAAGUUGUUACAAUCCUCUAAGUGCUGACAGCACGCUUGAUGUCACCGCUAUAGAUCUAACUCCCGCGAUAGAAGGAGUUUAUCGAUGCGACUUUUUAAACGUCACGAUCGGAAGGGAGAGAAUUCUCUCGCGAGACAAGCGAGAGAUUCGUCAACUACCUGAGAAUUUCUUUGACUGCGUGGUGUUCUCUCUGUUACUGGAAUACCUGCCGUGUCCGAAACAAAGGUACCUCUGCUGUAGAAAUGCGUAUGAUGUAUUGAAGAGCGGUGGGAUACUAAUUAUCGUGAGUCCAGAUUCGAAACACGUUGGCGCGAACGCGAAACUGAUCAAGUCCUGGAGGUAUGCGUUGAGCGGAAUGGGAUUCAUGAGAAUCAAGUACGACAAAUUACGUCACAUUCACUGCUUGGUAUUUAGAAAAUGCGUGUGGAAAGACGUAGCGAUACGGUGGUCCAAACUGCAGAAUUUUUCCGAGGCUGACAAGAGAUACAUGUCCGAGACAAAGAUUUUUAUUCCGCAGGAUUUUCAGAUCCCCUGUUCUAAAAGAGAACAAGAAAAAUUGGAUGAAUAUGAGGAAAUUGAUUCAGCGAGCUUUUUCUCUGAAUUACCGUUCAAUGAUGAAGCGCCAGUGUGAUGCGCCAAUUUUGUUUUUGUAUUUAUGUUGAAUAAAACAUUUUUUAUGGAAAGUUCUCAAAA
Molecule: messenger RNA, 1287 nt
Organism: Solenopsis invicta (red fire ant)
Lineage: Eukaryota; Metazoa; Arthropoda; Insecta; Hymenoptera; Formicidae
Gene: Samtor
Product: S-adenosylmethionine sensor upstream of mTORC1
Exons: 3
Coding region: 170-1225 (351 amino acids)
Biological process (GO): negative regulation of TORC1 signaling
Molecular function (GO): S-adenosylmethionine-dependent methyltransferase activity
Source: RefSeq, a predicted model, not a curated record